This is a messenger RNA of Thlaspi arvense, 1382 nucleotides long. Lineage: Eukaryota; Viridiplantae; Streptophyta; Magnoliopsida; Brassicales; Brassicaceae. The record is from the annotation of a GenBank genome assembly.
CAGUUUCAUAGUCCUUUUCUUAUCCAAACUUCUAUCUCGCUCCAAUGGCUCUUCUUCGUCUUCCUCCCAUUUCCCUCCAAAUUCUAGGUCACCAAUCUGACCAAAAAUUCUCAAAUCCCAGACUUUCGCCAAGCAAUUUCUCUCUCAACUGGUCUACUGCUUCACUCUCUCUUCAUGGGACGUUUCUAGACUCAGUUCCAGCAAAAUGCAGAAAUCUUACCACUUACUUCUCCGCUACUACCCAAGAGCCAAUCCUCGAAUCUUCUUCUUCUUCUUAUUAUUAUUUUUCUUCUUCUACUGAGGAAGAGAUUUCUAAAACCAGAUUGAUUUCUCAGAACGUUCCAUGGACCUCUACACCUGAAGACAUAAGGUCGUUGUUCGAGAAAUACGGGAAUGUCGUCGACGUUGAGAUGUCUAUGCAUAAGAAGGAAAGGAAUAGAGGUUUGGUUUUCAUCGAAAUGGCUUCUCCUGAAGAAGCUGCAACAGCUCUUAAAGCUCUCGAAUCGUAUGAAUACGAGGGUCGUCGUUUGAAGGUAGACUAUGCGAAGACCAAAAAAAAGAAAACGUAUGCGCCCCGUGAGAAGCCUACGCCGGUGCCUACGUUCAAUUUGUUUGUUGCAAACUUGGCAUUUGAAGCAAGAGCCAAGCAUCUCAAGGAGUUCUUUGACGCAGACACUGGGAACGUUGUGUCCACUGAAGUUAUAUUCCAUGAAAAUCCGAGGAGGUCGAGUGGUUAUGGGUUUGUCGCUUUCAAAACAAAGAAAAUGGCUGAUGCAGCGCUUGUUGACUUCCAAGGAAAGGAUUUCAUGGGAAGACCAAUCAGAUUAGCUCGAAGCAAACAGUUUGUGAAGUUGCAAGCAAAAGAAGGUUUGCUGCCACCUGAUGAAGAGGAACCGUCUGAGUCUGAGACAAUGACCCAAGAGGACGAAACUCCAGCUGCAGAAAACUGAGAAAGGAUUAGUACUAGUGUGGUGUUGGAGUUAAAGAAAAAGCUUUGAGCCUACAGGUUUUGUUUUCUUAGUUUUUCGACCAACAAGAGGAGCGGUUACAUUACAUGUAACCAACCUGGGUUAGGUCUUGGGGAAGUAAGAAAGUACAAGAAAGGACGAGACCGAUCAGUUUCCGGCCAGAUCAAAUUUCAAGAAACAAAACCUAUGUGGCUCUGAGAACUUGCUAUAUUAAAAGUUAACACAUUGCUGUUUUUGUUUUGAUUGAUUGUUUGCAUUUGUCAUUAUGUUUAUGUGUAUCUUUUUGUUUUUUAAAUAAACCCUUAAUCCUUAUUAUCUACAAACCCUUAAGGCUCUUAAGUUAGAUGAUCUUCUAAAAUUGUCUAAGUAGCUUCUGAAAGAUAACAUUGUGGAUAGAGAAAUUGCAAACUUCAU